GGGAGGGGCAUCUCGCUCGGAGCCCUUCUCAGCUCCGCUCCUGGAUUUUCUACGUUCCUUUUUCUCCUCCUCUCAGGAGAUCAAUGGUCCCAGAUCCCACCGGUGUGGAUGAUUCCCGCUCCAAGCUCAGUCGCAAGCAGCCCUCGAAUGCUCCGACCCCGCAUGGUUCCAGUCAUUUCUGCCUAGUGUAUGCAGCUACAACCAACAGCGCGUUGCUUGUUUACCUCCAGCCUCGUGGGUUACACAACUAUGCAGGCCUCUACCGACAACCGAGCCAUGAACGGGGUAUGGAGUUGUCAAUUUUGCUCGGCACUCUUCCAUCGCUUAGACCAUCACAAGCGACAUAUAGCUACCCAUAGCUCACAGAAGCCUUUCAAGUGCGGAUUCUGCGGCUCUCAUUACAAACGAGGAGAUGUCUUGCGGCGACACUGGAAGUCUUGUUCUGCCCGUAUACAUGCCGGUCAGGCCAUCCCAGGACCUCGAAUAGGCGGCAAAGAACGGCAUGCAUGUGAUGUCUGCGCCAGGCUAAAGAAAUCCUGUGAUGGGGGGCAGCCAUGCUUAGAAUGCGCCACGCGGAGGAAGGAAUGCACUUACUUGCGACUGCAGGAUAGCGGGGGGGCUCCGCGCAACCAGCACACCCCUUCGCCGACUUUCAACCAAUCGCAGCCCGAACCCAUAAAAUCAAUACCCGAUUUGGCACUUCCCACGUGGGAUCUAGGGCUCCAGCCAUACUAUCCAGACCAUCCGACGAGACUAAAGGCUCGCGCACUACGCGAUGGCGUCCAGACAGAGGGAUGAAUCGACACAGCUGUUCUACGAACAGGGGCAUCAAUUAAAGGCGUGGUAUAUCGAUGAAUAAGUCAUCUACUUGGAGUUUGGGAACACCAGCGAAUAGAGCAUUGCAGGGCAUUUUAUAUCACUACUAUCAUUAGACUGUAUAUAAGGACUUAGGCUCUUGCGCUUAUUGCGGGCUUGUGGCUAUUAUCAGCGUAUGAAUUCUAUCAAGCAUGUGAAAAAUGGAUAAUACCAAAUGCAGGUCAGCGAAAUUACUUUUUUUGGACACUAC
Messenger RNA from Aspergillus vadensis CBS 113365, 1066 nucleotides. RefSeq lists its product as uncharacterized. The record is from RefSeq and is a predicted model, not a curated record. NCBI's taxonomy places the organism in Eukaryota, Fungi, Ascomycota, Eurotiomycetes, Eurotiales, Aspergillaceae. Gene Ontology annotation, biological process: regulation of DNA-templated transcription. Bases 190 to 798 code for a protein of 202 amino acids. The transcript has 3 exons. Gene Ontology annotation, molecular function: zinc ion binding; DNA-binding transcription factor activity, RNA polymerase II-specific.